GCAGCGACCGAAAUUAUCCUGCAACCCAGACAUUAAAAUAACAACUCACCGAGCGCCGAGUGCUUUUCUGCUGAAUACGGAGUUCAGGCUGAUGAAGUUAUCAGUAUUUUAAAUGAGAGCGGUGCAGCGUUUGUGCCGGAGCUCACCUCCCUAAGGAAGUGGUACAGUCCCGUUAGACGCAGUCAGAGUCCGGUCUGCAGCAGCCGCAGUCAGCGGAAAACGACAUGACUAACAAACGGUUAAACUGCUCUUUACUAUAAAAAAAGGACAAUAUAAUGAACUUUUACCGGCUGGCUAUUUUUCUGGGAGCCUCAGCGUGUGUAUGUGAUGGCGUGCAUGUCACAGUGCGGGAGCAAAAGCAGUAUGCAAUCCUCUUCCAGUCUGUGGUCCUCCCAUGUCAGUACCAAACAUCCUCCAUUAAGCCCCCGGUGGUGCAGUGGUGGUACAAGUCCUACUGUCGAGACCGCACUCAGGAGUCCUUCACCCUGUCGGAGAAACUGGGCAUCAAGGCCUCGGCGCUGGGACCCAAGUCCCACCUGGAGUGCUCCGACAGCACCCGCACAGUUCGGGUAGUGGCGUCAGCGCAGGGAGCCUCCAUGACGCUGGCCGAGCACUACAAAGGACGAGACAUCACCAUCAUAAACAAAGCAGACCUGCGUAUUGGGGAGCUGCAGUGGGGCGACAGUGGGGUGUAUUUCUGCAAAGUUGUGAUUGCUGAUGAUCUGGAGGGGAAGAAUGAGGACCACUUGGAAUUAUUGGUGCUCGGCAGGACAGGUGAGCAGCAAGAUCUACUCCCUGAGUUUGAUCUGGAGAUUAUGCCAGAAUGGGCAUUUGUGGGAGCCGUAGCUCUGGGCAGCAUCUUGUUCCUGCUGUUGUUGGGGAUCUGCUGGUGCCAGUGUUGCCCUCACUCCUGCUGCUGCUACGUCCGCUGCUGCUGCUGUCCCGACACCUGCUGCUGCCCACGACACUUGUAUGAAGCGGGGAAGAUGGCAAAGAGCGGACAGCCUGCUGCUCCGGUUCCCGUGUAUCCCUACUAUAUUCCUGGUGUACCUACUGUGGUCCCUGUUGCCUCUUCCUCUUACACAGACCCAAAGAUCCCCUCGGUGGAGAGUAACCUGGCUGGAGUGCGCAGUGGUUACCGACUCAAAGCCAGUCCAGACCAAGACUCACUGAAAUUUCUGUACUACAUAGAGAAGGAGCUGGCUCAGUUUCCACGCAGCGAGAUGGCAGCAUUCAAACUAGCCAGCAGCUUAUCAGAGCUGAGCUCGCUUCAUGAUGGAGGUAAUACAGACUUCAGGAACACCUAUCAGACGGUCCAGAUGAAGGCACUUCCACCCAUCGCAGACCUCGAUGACCAGUCGGUCCUGAGAGCAGCUCCACCGGCACAAAGUCGACGGCCCAGACGAGACAGGGGCAACCACUCAGACGAUGAACUGGACCGCAGGUGGAACUCCCGAUCAGAGCACCUUCAGAGAAAGACACUGGGCAGAAGAGGGCGGACGGGCUCUCUGGAUGAGCUGGAGGAAUUCGCUCAGUCUUACAGCGCACAUGGACGUCAGGGAGCUCCUUUAGACCGGCCCUAUGAGCAGGAUUACAGUCCUCCCAGGCGCUCCUACAGAGAUGAAGAUGAUCGGUGGGGCCGCCGCAGCCCGUCACCGGUACCGCAAAAAAGAAGAGACACGUGGGACAGUGACCGCCCGUCUCGACUGCCCCAAAGCAGAGCCUAUGAUGACGCCUUCCUCAAGAGUGUGCUGGAGAGUAAGGCGAGGGGCCGGGGAAGGGUCAGAGGUGCUGGGAGGAUGGAUGAGGACAGUGACACUCCCUCUAAAGGCAGCUCCAGAGGAAAGGGCAGCGAUAGUUAUUACAGCCGUUCACCUAGCAACCGCCCAGAAGAUGAGGACUCUUUGCCUCCAUACUCUGAGCUCGAGGCGGAGCGGUACCGCAGGGCUGACCAAACCACAGACCGGUACCGCACAGCAGAUCCUCCCAGAUCAGAGAGAUCCAGGACCAUAGAACCAGCCAUGAAGCCCUUCUCUUAUACCCACCCCAACCACGGAGUGUCCCAGACACUGCAGGGGGGCAGAGAGGAGAGAGAAAGGAGCCGGAAUCUGAGCACUGCACUGAGCAGGGAUUCUCUCAUAGUGUGACGGGGCUUCCAGCCUCGACGCAGCACUGCACUGCCAGUCUGUUCAUUAAAACUGUCCUCUGCAGCUAUGCAGGAGAAGCUCACUGUUACAGCACCAGCCACAGCAAGUCUGGCUCAUCUCACUGAAAUAACAUCACUGAAAAGCAACAGUAGUGAAUCCUGAGGAAAAAAUGUAUUUUAAUUGUGUCAUGUUAUAAUAUUUUUGUUUUUGUACAUGUGUGUUUUAUUUGCUUGUGUAUUUUGUAUUUUCAUGAGUUGUGUAACUGGACUCACACCGGUGCAGAGGAGGAUUUUUUAUUUUUUUUUAAUUAUUUGAAAAUUUCAGAAAAACUUUUGUUAAACACCGAGCAGCCUUCAGCCGUCAUACUUGUCAGAUACUCUGUAACUCAGGUUUACUUUGUAUUUUUGCCUUUGUCUGUUGUUACAUGUGUUCCUGGAAAUACUGCGCCUUGAAUUUGUUCUGCAGAUUGUAACUGCUUAAUGACUUUUUGAAUAAAUAAAACUCUGCUGAAGUCUCCUCUCUCAUACAGGAACAUAGAACUAACAGUCACUUCCCUGCUUUAUAUUGAUCAAUCAUUUUAUCCUUUGAGAAUUUGAAAGGAGAAUCUGCUACUUGUAAUAAACGGGCAUCAGAUUUUAUUAUUUUAAAUUUCUAAUCUUUUUGUUUAGGUUUAUAAUUGUUUGUUUGUUUGUUUACCACCAAUCCCAAACAGAUAGGAGAAUUUAAUAUUUGUGCGUAAUCUAGCGAUCAGCGGCCGGCACUGUUGCCAACUUUUGUGUAACAAAACUCGCUGUUGGCUGUCUCAAAAGUUGCCCUUUUAUUAACAAUUAAAUG
Archocentrus centrarchus (flier cichlid) is the source of this 2981-nucleotide messenger RNA. RefSeq names its product immunoglobulin-like domain containing receptor 2 (gene ildr2b). Gene Ontology annotation, cellular component: membrane. The transcript has 10 exons. Gene Ontology annotation, biological process: pancreas development. Lineage: Eukaryota; Metazoa; Chordata; Actinopteri; Cichliformes; Cichlidae. The record is from RefSeq and is a predicted model, not a curated record. The coding region runs from base 276 to 2147 and encodes 623 amino acids.